Messenger RNA from Rhododendron vialii, 3780 nucleotides. RefSeq names its product importin subunit beta-1. The record is from RefSeq and is a predicted model, not a curated record. Gene Ontology annotation, biological process: protein import into nucleus. The transcript is spliced from 3 exons. Lineage: Eukaryota; Viridiplantae; Streptophyta; Magnoliopsida; Ericales; Ericaceae. Gene Ontology annotation, cellular component: nucleus; cytoplasm. Gene Ontology annotation, molecular function: nuclear import signal receptor activity; small GTPase binding. The coding region runs from base 104 to 2719 and encodes 871 amino acids.
GUUUUCUUUGUACUCAAGCUGCAGCACAAAUCUUAAAUCGAACAGGUGGGUUCUGAUUGGUGCGUGUUGCUAACUUGUAGAGCGUGAUACCCUCAGAUACAGCAUGGCCACGGAAGUGACCCAGGUUCUUUUGAAUGCACAAGCGGUGGAUGGAGCUGUGAGGAAGCAUGCAGAAGAGAGUUUGAAACAGUUUCAGGAGCAAAAUCUUCCUACUUUCCUGUUAUCUCUAGCGGGAGAGCUUGCUAACAACGAGAAGCCUGUAGAUAGUCGUAAAUUAGCGGGUUUGAUCCUUAAGAAUGCCUUAGAUGCCAAGGAACAGCAUAGGAAGUUUGAGCUUGUUCAAAGGUGGUUGUCAUUGGAUGUGGCUGUGAAGAACCAGAUUAAGACAUGCUUACUGCAGACCCUUUCUUCUCCUGUCCCUGAUGCUCGGUCAACUGCAUCACAAGUCAUUGCUAAGGUAGCUGGCAUUGAGCUGCCGCAGAGGCAGUGGCCUGAGCUAAUAGGAUCACUCUUGUCAAGCAUUCACCAGCUUCCAGGUCAUGUCAAGCAAGCCACCUUAGAAACUCUGGGAUAUUUGUGUGAAGAAGUUUCUCCAGAUGUUGUAGAUCAAGAUCACGUGAAUAAAAUACUUACAGCCGUGGUUCAAGGGAUGAAUGCGACGGAAGGUAAUAAUGAUGUUAGGCUUGCUGCUACCCGCGCAUUGUACAAUGCUCUGGGUUUUGCUCAGGCAAAUUUUAGCAAUGAUAUGGAACGCGAUUAUAUUAUGAGAGUUGUCUGUGAGGCCACUCUUUCCCCAGAAGUGAAAAUUCGUCAGGCAGCUUUCGAGUGUUUGGUAUCCAUUUCUUCGUCAUAUUACGAGAAAUUAUCUCCCUACAUACAGGACAUCUUUACCAUCACGGCAAAGGCUGUGAGGGAAGACGAGGAACCUGUGGCUCUUCAAGCUAUUGAGUUCUGGAGCUCAAUCUGUGACGAGGAGAUUGAUAUACUAGAAGAAUAUGGGGGUGAUUUUACUGGGGAUUCUGAAAUUCCCUGCUUUUAUUUUAUCAAGCAAGCACUCCCUGCUCUCAUACCUAUGCUGUUGGAAACACUUCUUAAACAAGAGGAGGAUCAGGAUCAGGAUGAUGGGGCUUGGAAUCUUGCUAUGGCUGGUGGCACUUGCCUAGGUUUGGUUGCACGAACUGUUGGAGAUGAUGUUGUCCCUCUUAUAAUGCCAUUCAUUGAAGAGAACAUCACCAAACCUGAUUGGAGGCAAAGGGAGGGGGCUACGUAUGCAUUUGGUUCCAUCUUGGAGGGUCCUUCACCUGACAAGUUAACACCCAUCGUUAACGUGGCUCUAAAUUUCAUGCUCACUGCCUUGACACAGGACCCAAAUAGCCAUGUGAAGGACACAACGGCCUGGACCCUGGGUAGAAUUUUUGAAUUCCUCCAUGGUUCGACUAUUGAGACACCCAUAAUUACUCAAGCAAAUUGUCAACAGAUUAUCACAGUUCUGCUUCAGAGCAUGAAGGAUGCUCCUAACGUUGCUGAGAAGGCCUGUGGUGCUCUCUACUUCCUUGCCCAAGGUUUUGAGGAUGUGGGUCCUUCCUCUCCCCUUACUCCUUAUUUCCAGGAAAUUGUUCAUUCCCUUCUUACUGUCACUCACAGGGAAGAUGCUGGGGAAUCACGAUUAAGAACUGCUGCAUAUGAGACCUUGAAUGAAGUGGUGAGGUGUUCAACUGAUGAAACAGCUCCAAUAGUGGUGCAAUUAGUUCCUGUCAUUAUGACGGAGCUUCUCCACACUCUCGAGGCACAAAAGCUUUCAUCUGAAGAGAGGGAGAAGCAGAAUGAACUGCAAGGCCUCCUUUGUGGUUGCUUACAGGUUAUUAUCCAGAAGCUAGGGUCAUCCGAGCCAAAUAAGCAUGCCUUCAUGCAGUAUGUGGAUGGGAUCAUGAAUCUCUUCCUCAGGGUUUUUGCUUGUAGAAGUGCCACUGUUCAUGAGGAGGCAAUGCUCGCCAUUGGAGCCCUUGCUUAUGCAACUGGUCCCGACUUUGCAAAAUACAUGCCAGAAUUUUAUAAGUAUUUGGAAAUGGGUCUUCAGAAUUUUGAGGAGUACCAAGUCUGUGCUGUUACAGUGGGUGUGGUAGGUGAUAUAUGCAGAGCCUUGGAGGAUAAGAUUUUACCCUAUUGUGAUGGGAUUAUGACUCAGCUUCUUAAGGACUUGUCAAGCAACCAGUUGCACCGCUCUGUGAAGCCUCCAAUAUUUUCAUGCUUUGGUGACAUAGCACUGGCUAUUGGAGAGAAUUUUGAAAAAUACUUGAUUUAUGCCAUGCCUAUGCUUCAGGGUGCGGCAGAGUUAUCUGCCCACACAUCAGGUGCUGACGAAGAAAUGACAGAGUACACUAAUCUUCUGAGAAAUGGGAUUUUGGAGGCAUAUUCUGGGAUAUUCCAAGGCUUUAAAAACUCGCCAAAAACUCAAUCCUUGAUUCCUUAUGCACCGCACAUCCUCCAGUUCCUGGACACCAUAUACAUGGAGAAAGACAUGGAUGAUUUGGUGAUGAAAACUGCCAUUGGGGUCCUUGGAGAUCUAGCUGACACUUUGGGAAGUAAUGCAGGUUCUUUGAUUCAGCAAUCACUGUCAAGCAAAGAGUUUUUAAAUGAAUGCUUGUCCUCAGAUGAUCAUUUGAUUAAGGAAUCUGCGGAAUGGGCCAAGUUGGCGAUAAGCCGUGCAAUUUCUGUUUGAGGCUACUGCCACUUGGUAUUGUACUUUCCUUUUAAGAGUCCCUGCAUGCAUAUUGGUUGUGUCGAGUCGGGGUCCAGGUUUUGCAUUUCUCCGCGUCAGGUCAUCACCAUUCUCGGACAACAGAAGUAAUUGGUCUUCAAGUUUGUCACUAACUCUUGCAUCAGCACCAUGGGGUCCGGGUCGGGGUCAGGUCGGAGUCUGGUCUAUUUCCUUUUGUCACAGAGGAAUUGGGAAGUGAUGGCUCCUCAGAAGAUGGGUAAAGUCCUUCAUCGAAAAGUCAUCAUCUAUCUGGAGGAUUUGAGGUUGGGAGGUGGGUCUAGUUCUAGUUUUGCUGAACAUUAAUAACUUAUGAUCCUUGAUCAUUGGUUCUUCAUUUGUCCUUGUUAUGGUUGAGACAUCAUCUUUGGGGGAAAUGACCCAUGUCCCUCCAAGUUAUUUAGCGGAGUAGUCAAGUGCAAGAACUGGUUUCUGGUGUCAUGACACUUUCACAAUCACCCUACUGCCAUUUUUCUCCACUUCUCUCAUAUCUCUUGAGCCUCAUUUUGUUUUCGGGGAUUUAAUUUGUGUCUUGCAUUGUUUCAGGUCAUUGGCAUCUUGUCGGGUCAGUUACAGUCAGGUUGCAUAUCUUUUCUUCUUUUUUUUGUUUAUGUAUACUCAUGAGGUUGCUCCAUUUGGGGCCAUUACAUCUUGCAUUCUUCAUAUUUGUUCUAUUACCAGUUGUUAGCAUUAGGCAUUUCAUUAAAGUCAGAUGUUUGAUACACUGCAUUCAUGAAAGCAAAAGCAUGUGUGCGCGCUGCUGCCUUCUUGCUCGGUCAAGUACAGCUUCUUUUUGGGGGUUUUUUUUUUCCGUCAUUUUCCCCUUUGUGGUUUGGAUUGUGUAAUCGUAUUUUGACUCUCGUUGAGAGCCAUAUAUUGGAAUGUCACAUAUUGUAAUGACAUUUAAAGGGGUGAGAAGAGGAUUGCAAGUGUUGCUUUGUAAGAGCCAAUGUAUAUGUAGUCUUGACUUUGUCUUUCUUUUGAGUAUCAAAGUGAUAAUUUAUGAGUCUUAUUUGAAAUUUGAA